Oryzias latipes (Japanese medaka) is the source of this 1812-nucleotide messenger RNA. RefSeq names its product RAB15 effector protein (gene rep15). Lineage: Eukaryota; Metazoa; Chordata; Actinopteri; Beloniformes; Adrianichthyidae. The record is from RefSeq and is a predicted model, not a curated record. Gene Ontology annotation, biological process: receptor recycling.
UCAUUCAAGAAAAAGGUUCAGAGCUCUGUCUAGUGGGUCUAGAUGACCCAACUCCCAAUGUUAAAGUGCCUAGGAUAGCACAAGGGUUAAGAAAGCAUCAGCUUCUCCUCUGAGCUGCAUGCCUUCAUUCAGCUCUGCCUUCUCAAAAGGGACACUUAAUCGUUUUAUUUACUAAUCAAACCCUUCAGGCUUAUUCCUUCUUCUAAGUUAACUUGUAAUACAAGUUUUUUGUUGACUCGGCUAGUUGCAGCCCUCAAACGCCACGCCCCCACAGCCAGAGACCCAAUAUCCCCAGCUGGAAGUGCAGCACAAAUAAAGACAGUUGAUGCUGAACUUCACCUACAGAUCAACAUGCAGACGGUGUGUUUCUCAGCAGGACACAAGACAGCAGCAGACGGCAGUUACUGGACCUGCAGGAACUCCAAGAACCAUCCUGUGUUUUAGGGAGACUGCUCUCUAACAUCCUUCAACACUCCACUAUGGGUCAAAAGAUCAGCAUUCCCACCUCCAACUCCUCCAAGAACGAUGCCUUCCUGUUGACCAACAACAGCAGACCUUCUUUGGACCCCCAUACAAAACAUCAACCAAGCAUUUUCAGCAUGUUGAUGAAGCCCCUGAUCACCAGGCCUGAUGAUCCCGUACCUCUCAUCAGUAACUGCAUCUCGACUGCCUCAGCCAGAACCCAGGAGUUUCUUCUCUUCAAAGAUCCAGAGGCCAAGUUUCAACCAAGUCCCCACACUCUAACACAGGUCUUCCUGAUGACUUACAUAACUCAAAGCGUCAACAUCAACCUGACAGACAUUUUCAACUGCACGGCCAUGACCCCCGAGCAGCAAAUACUCCUGGGUGCUGACUGGGUAUGGGCCAUACUGGAGAAGCCCACCAAGAACCCCAAAACCCAGAUUGCUGUACGGGUCCUGCACCUGCCCGAGAGGGACGGAGCUAAGGUGAGCCCAGUUACAGCAGAGGACUGCAGUGAAUCCAUCCGGAUGGCCUGGAUGGAGUCCAGAAACAAGAACCUGUGCGAGAGGAUGGUGGACUUCUGCACCUCUAUCGGCAAAGAUUGCUACGCUCUCUUCCUGUUCUUUGGAAGAAUGGAUGACAAAGACAACAUCUACGGAGUCCUCAGCAACAACUUUGACGCAGCCAUUGGAAAGUCUAGCAAGAUAGACAGAACCUUCAUUGAGAACUUCUUCAAAGGUUGGAGGCAUUUUCAUACACCUUCAGAAAUGAUCCGGACAAUUUUCGCCAGGGAAACAGAUGACCCCCUCACGCUGGUGAUCAAAUUCAGCUGAAGCAGAGCAGACAUGACAACCCAAGCAUCUACCACGAAGGGACCACUUUGUCCAAGCAGCUACCAGUGGGCCGAGACUGCAUGACACGGAUAGUUUGCAAAGGAGAUCCCAAACCUUAUCUUUUGAAAAUGGUAGCAGAGUUGUUUCAAAGUCAUCUUAGAUUAUUUUCAAUUUUCUUUCCGCAGAUCAGAAGAAGCAGGACGUGACUUCUAAGUUGGGGGAAAACAGCGUGUAGACAGAUGUAUGCAGAAAACUGAAAGGAAAUGAUCAAAUCAGUGACAAUUUGUUGGAUAAAUGUUCCAUAAACAUAUCCUCCCCUUUCUGACUCCUGGAAACUUAUCUGGGAGGAGUUUGAGAUGGAUUUGAGACACUGACAAUGACUGCUACAAGGAACAGAUUUGUCCUGGAGAAACUUUUGAGGAUUAAAGUUUUUAAAGAACACAAGAGUGAACUCGGGCUGCACGGUGGAGCAGUGGUUAGCGCUCUUGCCUCACAGCAAGAAGGCCCCCGGUCCCCC